CCAUAUUCGAUGACGUACUCAGCUGCUUCUGGAGGAGGAUCUCAUGAUCGUACUGAGAGUGGCGAUGCUUCCGGUACAGUGAUGGGUUCUUACAGCUUGACCCAUGCAGGUGGAAGCCGACGAAAGGUUGACUACAGUGCUGGUGGUGCAGGAUUUAAAGCCACUGUCUACACCAACGAACAAGGAUUGGUCCCAGGAGAAGAUCCCGCCGAUGUUUCCAUUCUCGCUCUUGCAGGAUCCGCUGAACCUUCUGGUGCUACAGGUGGCGCUGCUGAACCUUCUGGUGCUGCAGGAGGCGCUAUUGGAGGAGCAGGUACUCCUUUCGACUUCAUGUACAAUGCUGUUUCUGGAGGUGGACUCCACGGCCGGUCAGAAAGUGGCGAUGCUUCAGGCAGGGUUGUGGGUUCUUACAGCUUGACCCAUGAAGGUGGAAGCCAAAGAAAGGUUGACUACAGUGCUGACGGUACAGGAUUCAAAGCCACUAUCUACACCAACGAACAAGGAUUGAUCCCAGGAGAAGACCCCGCCGAUGUUUCCAUUCUCGCUCUUGCAGGAUCCGCUGAACCUUCUGGUGCUACAGGUGGCGCUGGUGGACCUUCUGGAGGAGCUGCUCUACCGUUCAACUUCAUGUACAGUGCUCCUGCAGGAGGAGGAGCCAGCUCCAGGUCAGAAAGUGGAGAUGUAUCCGGAAACGUGGUGGGUUCAUACAGCGUGGAGGACCCUGAUGGACGUCGCAGGAAAGUAGACUACACUGCUGGUUCUGGAGGAUUCAAAGCAAAUAUUCAAAGUAAUGAACCUGGUGUGGAACCUGGUAGUAACCCUGCUGAUGUAGAAAUCAAUGCUUAUGCAGGACUUCCCAUGAUUCCUGCUGGUGCCCCUGCUGCUGGUGGCCCUGCUGAUGCCCCUGCUGCUGGUGCUUCUGGAGGUGAAGACAUAGGUGGUGCA
Molecule: messenger RNA, 945 nt
Organism: Limulus polyphemus (Atlantic horseshoe crab)
Lineage: Eukaryota; Metazoa; Arthropoda; Merostomata; Xiphosura; Limulidae
Product: WAG22 antigen-like
Exons: 3
Cellular component (GO): chitin-based extracellular matrix
Molecular function (GO): structural constituent of chitin-based larval cuticle
Source: RefSeq, a predicted model, not a curated record